AUGGCGCCCUUCUUCAAAUUCUGGACAGCCAUCAGCGUCCUUUACCCCUUUUGCUUCGCAGCACCCGCCAAACCCCCAGGUACCAGCUGCACCUGGAUUGCCAGCACUCACCCACGAGAACCUAUCCGCCUCUCAGGGGAGUCAAGCUGGCCCCGCUAUCCCACAUGCGGAGGGGACAGGAGUGUCCAUGGAAUCCCAAAUUCUUCUCCAGAGCCGGUUGCGGUUGGAGAUGAUCAAGGAGAGGACAGCAUCCCGGCGCUCUACCCUCAGGCGGACACCGCCGAGAGGGACAGGCGACUCGGUCGAGGAGGUGAUGGAGAGAAUGGCCCGGCCCUCAUAAUCUCGACGCCGAAGAUGUCAACACUGAGAGGAGGGCCCCGAUGUCGGGCCCCCGAUCUAGCCGUCGCCAAUGGACUGCGAUCUCCCACCCCGAGAACCCUUGAGGGAUUGCAAUCUGGAGUCAUUGAUGGAUUGCGAUCCCCCACCCCAGAAACCGCCGAGGGAUUGCGAGUAGAUAUGGGGCUGGGAUUCAGAAGCAACCUACGACCUGACAAAACCUCUGACGCCGACGGUGAUGGAGGAGUGGGAUUGGAUUUGGGAUUAAGCUUCCCGGGGAGCCGAAGAACUGACAGAAUUGCCGACCCAGCCACCGGGCCCGUCGUGGUGAAUUACGACGACAUGUUUGGAGACAAGACCGCGAUGGUGAACACGGAAGCCGAAGGCGGCGCUGGAGGGCUCGAUGUUCACCACACCGAUUCGGGUGGCAUCCAGAUCAUUUGUCAAGGAAUAAGUGUCUGCAACCCAGUCACAAUUGUGAAUGGAAAGGGCGGUAAAAGGAUCGAUCUGGCUAAAUGGGGAAAGGCGGUCGAGAUGUCACAGGUCAAGGACGCAAAGGAAAAAAGUCGAUGGAGGUUUCCUUUUCGAUCUCGGCACCCUUCAAGCUGUCAGUGUCCAGGUAAAAGGGCCAGUGUUGAUAAUGUUUGA
Messenger RNA from Chaetomium globosum CBS 148.51, 984 nucleotides. RefSeq lists its product as uncharacterized. Lineage: Eukaryota; Fungi; Ascomycota; Sordariomycetes; Sordariales; Chaetomiaceae. The transcript has 2 exons. The record is from RefSeq and is a predicted model, not a curated record. The coding region runs from base 1 to 984 and encodes 327 amino acids.